AAUGAAAAAAGUAUUGGUCUUUUAAAUGGGGUCGUAGAGCUCUGUUGACGAGCUACCUGUAUGUGAUUUUGUCAAGUCACCUAAGAUACAUUUUUGCCAUUUUAUUUUGGCAGUGGAUGUCUGCAUAUUUCAGCGUACUAGCUGAUUUCUAAAAAUGCCGAGUAACAAGCUGGAAAAACCAGAAAAGGUGGAGGUCAGUGACAAUGUCAAAGUGGUGGUGCGAUGUCGGCCGCUCAAUCAAAAGGAAAAAAUGAUGGGUCACAAGCUGGCGGUGUCUGUGGACGAGAUACGGGGGACAAUAACGGUCAACAAAUUAGAAACUUCCAACGAACCUCCAAAAACAUUCACAUUUGACACAGUGUUUGGACCAGAGAGCAAACAGUUGGAUGUUUAUAAUCUAACUGCCCGACCUAUCAUUGACUCAGUUUUGGAAGGCUACAAUGGAACAAUAUUUGCCUAUGGCCAGACAGGGACCGGUAAGACUUUCACAAUGGAAGGUGUCCGAGCAGUACCGGAGCUGAGAGGAAUAAUUCCCAAUUCAUUCGCUCAUGUAUUUGGCCACAUUGCCAAAGCAGAGGGUGACACUAGGUUCUUGGUACGAGUGUCUUACUUGGAAAUUUACAAUGAAGAAGUGAGGGACUUGCUGGGCAAGGACCAGAUGCAGAGGCUAGAGGUCAAAGAAAGACCAGAUGUGGGAGUCUACAUAAAGGACCUGUCUGGCUAUGUGGUGAACAAUGCAGAUGACAUGGACAGGAUUAUGACACUUGGGCACAAGAACCGCUCGGUGGGAGCGACGAACAUGAACGAACACAGUUCACGAUCUCACGCCAUCUUCACUAUCACAAUUGAAUGCAGUGAGAAGGGAGUCGAUGGAAACCAGCAUGUGCGGAUGGGCAAACUACACCUAGUAGACCUCGCGGGAUCCGAGAGGCAGGGAAAGACGGGAGCAACAGGACAGCGUCUGAAAGAGGCCACAAAAAUAAACCUCUCUCUCUCCACCCUGGGGAAUGUUAUUUCUGCUCUGGUGGAUGGCAGAAGCACCCAUGUGCCCUACAGAAACUCCAAACUCACCCGCCUCCUGCAAGACUCACUGGGAGGAAAUUCGAAAACAAUGAUGUGUGCAAACAUUGGGCCUGCGGACUACAAUUAUGACGAGACCAUCAGCACCCUGCGCUAUGCCAACCGGGCAAAGAACAUCAAGAACAAAGCCAGGAUUAAUGAGGACCCCAAGGAUGCCCUCCUCCGGCAGUUUCAGAAGGAGAUUGAGGAGCUCAAGAAGAAACUGGAGGAAGGGGAGGAGAUCUCCGGUUCGGAGGGGAGCGGAUCCGAGGACAUGGAGGAUGGCGAUAUGGAGGGAGGCGAAGGAGGGGAUAGGCGACAGAAACGCAGAGGCAGCAGCAGUAGUUCAGAUUCAGACUCCGCCUGUUCUGUAAUUCUGAACUCAUUGGAGAAAUCCCAGCCCAGAAAGAAGAAGGUCUCACCUGAUAAGAUGGUUGAGAUGCAGGCAAAGAUUGAAGAGGAGAGAAAGGCUUUGGAGGCCAAGCUAGACAUGGAAGAAGAGGAGCGGAACAAGGCGCGUGCUGAACUAGAGAAAAGAGAGAAGGAUCUGCUCAAGGCACAGCAGGAGCAUCAGUUGUUGCUGGAGAAGCUGUUGGCCCUGGAGAAGAAGGUGAUUGUGGGGGGAGUGGACCUGCUGGCCAAGGCUGAGGAGCAGGAGAAGCUGCUGGAGGAGUCCAACAACGAGCUGGAGGAGCGGAGGAAACGUGCGGAGCAGCUACGGAGGGAGCUGGAGGAGAAGGAGCAAGAGCGUCUUGACAUCGAGGAGAAGUACACUAGUUUACAAGAGGAGGCCCAAGGAAAGACCAAGAAGCUGAAGAAGGUUUGGACCAUGCUAAUGGCUGCCAAAUCAGAGAUGGCUGACUUGCAGCAGGAACAUCACCGUGAAAUCGAGGGGCUGCUCGAGAACAUUCGGCAGCUGAGCCGUGAGCUGCGCCUGCAGAUGCUCAUCAUCGACAACUUCAUCCCCCAUGAGUACCAGGACAUGAUUGAGAACUAUGUGCACUGGAAUGAGGACAUAGGUGAAUGGCAACUGAAAUGUGUGGCAUAUACUGGCAACAACAUGAGGAAGCAGACCCCGGUGCCAGACAAGAAAGAAAAAGAUCCAUUUGAGGUGGACCUCUCCCAUGUUUACUUGGCAUAUACAGAGGAGAGCAUGAGGCAGUCACUGAUGAAACUGGAGAGGCCUAGGACCUCCAAGAGUGGUAAAUCCAGACCAAAAACAGGCAGAAGGAAGAGGUCUUCAAAACCUGAGGCUGUGAUUGAGUCCCUUCUGCAAUAAGCCUUUCAUGGAGAAAAGUCACUACUGCAACCUCACUGAAGAAACCAGGUCUAUGAAUGGACUCUUAUCAAAAAUGAAAAAAAUGUUUCAUGGCAUGUAUCAAGCAGUUACAUACAUGACUGGGCACUCCGAGCUUAAUCAGCCAGACACAUAGGUUUCUUCCUAUAGCCAACAAUACAAGCCUAUAGUGUUAUCCAGACUGAGGAAUCUUUCAGGUGAAGCCAUUUCUGAGCAUCUAGUUUGGUUUACUGUAGAUUCUCUGGUUUGGGCUGGAUCAUUGAUUGUUAUGGGGGCCAGGAUUGUGGCUUACUGGUCACAGUUUGUAUGUUUCAAAUGUAAGUAUGCAUACUGUGCAUAGAAAACUAUUUCUCAUUUUUGUUUGGAAAUAACCUUUAAAAACCUGUGAAAUUUUCUCAGUAUGUAAUACUACUCAUAUGCCAGUGUCCCUGUUGAAAGGUUUUACCAUUUUACCGUAUGUAAUAAAACAAAUGAAAACGCAGGGCAAAAGCUGAAGUCUUAACACUGUUUCAGGGUAUAAUUUCAAUGGACCAACACUUUACAUAUGAUGACACUUGGCUUCUUUAUGUAAAAAUAUGUGUAUAUAUAACAUGAGUAGCGUAGGCUCUUACUCUACUCUUCUACUCUAAAUUGUUGGUCAUUUUGAGAACUCCAUAACCUUGUUCUAUUGAAUUCAAGCAGGUUUUACUCUUCAUUUCUUACAGUGUGUACCGUGAGUCAGUCCAUUCCUGAAAUUGAUGAGAAAUGCUGUAUAAGAAUUACGUGUUUUAGUUCAGUGCAUUUAGAUUGAAUAGAGCUCUAAGAUGCACUUUAAUAGCUGGCCUUUCGUUGUCUUCUGCAGAUGCACAAAAGGCUCUUUUGGGUUUGAUGGACAGGAAGUUAUCUGUCUUGAUAAGCACAAGACCAAGGGUAAGGCUUUGCCCUCAUAGGCGCAGGGUCUUUUACUCCAGAAAGACUGUGCAACUGCUUUUCAGCGCUCUAAAAGACACAUGCAGCCAAUGUGAUAUUGAUGGCAAUGUAAUUCUAGAAUGUUGAAUUUGAAAUGGGAGCAAAUAGUACUUAAUACUUAAUUUUAUGGUAUUGCUGGGUAGGAUUUGCAUGUUAUAUAGUUCCAUAUGUGAUGCCUUUUGUCUGAGAUGCUAACAUACUAUUUUGUGUUUUAAUGUUGUCUUUGCUGUUCUGUAGUCUUAAAAUUUUGACUAAAUAUAAUAUAAAAAUGUAAAUCUUCCUGUAUUGUAUGUCAAAUGUUUACAUGUUCUGGUCCCACACCCAAUUAAUAUAGGUAAUAAAUUAUUGCACACAUUCA
Molecule: messenger RNA, 3662 nt
Organism: Conger conger (European conger)
Lineage: Eukaryota; Metazoa; Chordata; Actinopteri; Anguilliformes; Congridae
Gene: kif3a
Product: kinesin family member 3A
Exons: 18
Coding region: 155-2338 (727 amino acids)
Biological process (GO): microtubule-based movement
Molecular function (GO): microtubule binding; ATP binding; microtubule motor activity
Source: RefSeq, a predicted model, not a curated record